AUGGUGGAAUUUUCUGAAUCUGAAAGCAUUUUCAACAUGCUUUUCUUUAGCAGCAAGACAGUUGAAGAAAGCGGUAUACCUGCACAUGUGGUGGCUGCCAUUGAUGUAAACGAUGUUGCUAAUGAAGUAUACAAGUAUAAUUUUCCUGAAACACAGUUACUAGCCAAGACAAUUGAAGGCAUUUCAUUAGAAGAGUUUGAUAGAUUAUCUUUCAAUAUGAUUUUAAUGAGCCCUCCCUGUCAACCAUUCACAAGAAUUGGUCUGCAAGGUGAUGUGACUGAUCCAAGGACGAAUAGCUUCUUAUAUAUUCUAGAUAUUCUCCCAAGGUUACAAACAUUACCGAAGUAUAUUCUUUUAGAAAAUGUUAAAGGUUUUGAAGUAUCUUCUGCAAGAGACCUGUUAAUAAAAACAAUAGAAAAUUGCGGCUUUCAGUACCAAGAAUUUCUAUUAUCGCCAACCUCUCUUGGCAUUCCAAAUUCAAGACUACGGUAUUUCCUUAUUGCAAAGCUUCAGUCAGAGCCAUUACCUUUUCAAGCCCCUGGUCAGGUACUGAUGGAGUUUCCCAAAAUGGAAUCUGAACAUCCUCAGCAACAUGCAAUAGAUGCAGUAAAUAAAAUUGAAGGAAAGAAAAUUGAACCAAAUAUUUGCUUUGAUAGCAGCAGACAGUGUUCAGGAAAAGAACCCAUUCUUUUUAAGCUUGAAACUGCAGAAGAAAUUGAGCGGAAACAUCAACAGGACAGUGACCUCUCUGUACAAAUGCUAAAAGAUUUUCUUGAAGAUGAUAUUGACACGAAUCAGUACUUUUUACCACCAAAGUCAUUGCUGCGAUAUGCUCUUUUGUUAGACAUUGUUACGCCCACUUGCAGAAGAUCCAUGUGCUUUACAAAAGGUUAUGGGAGGUACAUAGAAGGGACAGGAUCUGUGUUACAGACUGCAGAGGAUGUGCAGAUUGAGGAUAUCUACAAAUCUCUUACCGAUUUGUCACAAGAAGAAAAGAUAACAAAAUUGUUAAUGCUUAAACUUCGAUAUUUCACUCCUAAAGAAAUCGCAAAUCUUCUUGGAUUUCCUCCAGAGUUUGGAUUUCCUGAGAAUAUAACAGUGAAACAGCGUUAUCGACUACUUGGAAAUAGUCUCAACGUACAUGUAGUAGCUAAACUAAUCAAAGUACUAUACGGAUAAUCUUAAAUGACUUUGAAAGAUGGUUACAGUAUUCCUUCAUAUCCAGAUGGUAAUUCUGAAAUUCUAGUUUAAUUAAUUUUGAUGAAAUUCAACUACAUUACCUUACUUUCUCAUAACAAAUUUGAAUGUAUCAUAAAAAUGCCAAUUUGUUUCCUUACAUUUAUAUUAUGUCUUUUGUAAAGUGAAAUUAUUGUUAUUCUUUAGGUGAAUAUAUUUUCAUAUGAAGUCAUUAAAUAUAUGUCUAAUAUUCUUUUUUAUAAUAUGGUAUUAAAUAACUUUAGGAACAUUAGAAUUUAAAUGUUUUCAUCAAUAUUUUAUACAGAGACAUAAUAGGCAUAUUGUAAUGAACCUGAGAAAUUGUAUUUUUUUGUGUUAAAGAAGUUGUUUUAUGAA
Molecule: messenger RNA, 1572 nt
Organism: Myotis davidii
Lineage: Eukaryota; Metazoa; Chordata; Mammalia; Chiroptera; Vespertilionidae
Gene: TRDMT1
Product: tRNA aspartic acid methyltransferase 1
Exons: 11
Coding region: 1-1179 (392 amino acids)
Molecular function (GO): methyltransferase activity
Source: RefSeq, a predicted model, not a curated record